Messenger RNA from Acanthaster planci (crown-of-thorns starfish), 1431 nucleotides. RefSeq names its product CMP-N-acetylneuraminate-poly-alpha-2,8-sialyltransferase-like. Gene Ontology annotation, biological process: oligosaccharide metabolic process; N-glycan processing. NCBI's taxonomy places the organism in Eukaryota, Metazoa, Echinodermata, Asteroidea, Valvatida, Acanthasteridae. Gene Ontology annotation, molecular function: alpha-N-acetylneuraminate alpha-2,8-sialyltransferase activity. The record is from RefSeq and is a predicted model, not a curated record.
GCGUGCAGCCAUGAUAGGGCAAAUGCUCUACUGUCGUUGCAAUGAAUAUUCCCUAAAUGCAACUACAUCAGGAUACACCAUGGAGGAAGGAAUAGUCGUGUAGAUGCUCAAUUAUAUUCACAGCAAGAACUACUCGGAGAUCGCUAGAUAUCGACGAGAUUUCUAAAGUAUCUUGGCUAUUCAUUGUAAGCCGCGAUUUUGGGGUGUUUAAUGAUCUAUCAUAUAACGACUGCAACAUCUUGGACACUAAAAGGUUCCGUGAGCAAAGAUGGAUGAAAUUGGGAUAACCUCAUGGUCAAGCAUAUUCUAACUGUGCCUAUCUCAGCAGCAGCAUGAACGGUGAACCCAGGAUGCGUCAACUCAAGAGAAUCAGACAGCUAUUUGUGUUAUGUGUGAUAAUGAUUGCUGUGUAUGUAGUGACUUUUGGAAUCGACACGGCUAUCGAUUGCUACCAGUUUUGUCAAGGAAAGACAUGCUUUAGUUCUCGGCUGACGAUACUUGUUUACCGGGACAAUGUCAGUCCAAAGGAAAUGGACUUUCUACAGAACUUCCGUCUUAACGUUGGCUACUAUAAAUAUGCUACUGACCACUUGUCAGGGCGAUAUGAUCCAGAAUCGUGCUCCAUGGAGGAAUACUUCUCUCAGUUUACGACUAUCCCGGCAUAUAACAACUGUGCAAUUGUGGGCAACAGUGGGAUUCUACUCCACAGCAAUUGCGGGAAUGAAAUCAACUCUUAUGACUACGUGAUCCGCGUCAACUUGCCAGCCAUCCAAGGCUAUGAGGAGGAUGUGGGCUUCAAAACAAACCUGACGCUUUUGAACUUUGAGACGCUCGUGUACCUCCACAGCAACCUGACCCAGAAGGAACUUGGGGACGAGUUCCACGACAUGUACGUGAAGAGGGUCCUGUUCCUGAACGAUUCCGUGCUGUGGUAUGGGAAAUCCAUGGGUCCUCGAGAGACCAGGAAGCGGCUACAGCAAUCGGUGGAAAUCCUGAAGGGGACCUACAAACUGCCAGUUCGGAUUGGCUUCAACUGGAGACCACUGCACCCAGAGAAAUUUGUGGGCAUGAAACGCCUUGCUACAUCUGGCUUCAUGGCAUAUUACGCAGCCAAGUCGUUCUGUAGUCACGUCACACUCUAUGGUUUCUAUCCAUCCAGCAAGGAUGCACGUGGGUUCCACUUGCCACACCAUUAUUAUGAAGACGUCCCUUAUGAAUACAGCAACCCCAUCCAUGACCUCCUCUGGGAGUUCCAGAAAUACCGGGAAUACGCAUCGGAGGGAAAGCUUCACCUGGUGACGGAGAAGUGCGCAGACAGCACAGACAGGGACGAGACAAGAUGGGCAAAUCAGGACCGGGAGAAACCCAUAGGGGAUUUGAUAUGGUUCAAACAGAGGAAGCCAUGAUGGUCAGGACUUUCUCGACACAAAG